Candidula unifasciata is the source of this 1113-nucleotide messenger RNA. Lineage: Eukaryota; Metazoa; Mollusca; Gastropoda; Stylommatophora; Geomitridae. The record is from the annotation of a GenBank genome assembly.
AUGGCGACUGAGAGUGGGGAAAGCCAGUGUUUCCCUCCUGAACAGAGGUACAUGGAUAUACUAGAGCAGACGGCAAGUUUUAAUACCCGUCUUUCGAUUGAAAGGAAAAUGCGACUGCCGUUCUUGGAUUCUCAAACAGGUGUAGCUCAGAAACACACCAACCUGUUUCAUCCUUACAGGUAUCGGCAGCCAGGCACAGUCGAGGGCCAGCUCUACAGUUACCCAGCCAAACGAUGGAAGAAGAAGAAAAGAUCAUUGAUUUUCUCCGAGCGAAGAGUGGGCCUGCAUCGGGAUAUAGAGACUGGUGAAGCAGACAUGCAUCAGAUCAGUGCUGUAGAGAAUCCAGCCCAUCGUUUGGAGGAGCAUGAAUUUGAUCAUCUGGAAGCAGCUGAUAACUGGUAUGAUGAUGUGGAUGAUUUUGGCGAUCCUCCCGAUGAUGGGGCUAUGGUGGAUGAUCAGUCGGACAUCAGUGACUUUGAAGAUUCUCUCAAAGGGAGAAAAAGGAAAAAGAACACCAGCAAGGGCAGGAGGAAGAAAAAUGAUGACCACAACAAGGAGCUCUUGAGCCCUGAAGAUAAGGAAAAGCCAUACGCCUGUGAAGUUGGAAGAAGGAAAGAGUACGUGCCGAAGACAACCAAGCGAACCAGAAGUGAGGUCACAGCCAGCAAUGGCAAAGUCAGCAAAGCAUCAGCUGCUACACCUGUGGCGGCACCACCACCGACACCGACACCCUCAGAGAGCAAAGUUUCUGCCAACAACUACUGUGACUUCUGUCUGGGGGAUGCUGCGGAAAACAAGAAGACAAAGGUAGCAGAAGAACUGGUGUCCUGCAGCGACUGUGGCCGGUCAGGUCACCCUUCGUGCCUGCAGUUCACAGACAACAUGAUCAUCUCAGUGAAGAAGUACCCCUGGCAGUGCAUCGAGUGCAAGUCUUGUGGCUUGUGUGGGACCUCUGACAAUGAUGAGCAGUUGUUGUUUUGUGAUGACUGCGAUCGAGGAUACCACAUGUACUGUCUGAACCCACCCCUUAGCGAGCCACCUGAAGGAAGCUGGAGCUGCCAUCUUUGUAUUGAAGAGUUCCAUGGGGGCAAGAAACCGGCUGGCAUGAACUGA